CAUCCACACCCUCUUUGUCUCCCAAAGCAAUAAUCCAGGAGCGUCUCGUGAAGCAUGCCAUUAUGCGCGCACUCGCGCGGUGGACAUGAACAGACACGCACUGGAACGAGCCACGACCUCGCGUGCGCGCUCGAAGCUCUGAAUCACUUUUCAGAGGCGAAGAUGGAAAUAAUAAUUACAAAACGACAACAACAGACACGCAAUGACUCCGUUUGAGACGCGAGCAGAACGACACAACCCGCACAGGACGGACUCCUCCCAUCACGGACUCAUAUACAGACAGGUCCUGGGAGGCUCGGGCGAAGCUGCGCCUCGGCGGUGAAAGAUGGCAGAGGAAGAGCCGGGUGUUUUCGUUAACCAGGAGCAGUUCAGCUGCCCCGUGUGUCUGGAGCUCCUGCGGGAGCCCGUGACCAUCCCCUGUGGACACAGCUACUGCAUGGAGUGCAUCAGGAGCUACUGGGAGCAGACGAGCCAGAGGAGGUCGUGCAGCUGUCCGGAGUGCAGACAGACCUUCUGCCCGAGACCCGCCCUCAACAAAAACACGCUGUUUGCUGAAGUCGUCGAGAAGCUGAGACGGACCGGACUGCGUCCCCCCGCCGGCCCCGGAGCCGAGCGACACGAGUCCACCGAGAAAGACGAGCAGGACCUCGUGAUCUUCUGUCAGCAAGAGCUCAAGGAGUCGCAGAGGAGAUGCCAGCAGGUGAUAAAGGAGCGUGAGACGGAGCUACAGGAUCUGAGUCACGCCAUACUCUCUCUCAGGAGCUCUGCCCGGGCAGCGGUGGAGGAUACGGAGAAGAUCUUCAGCGAGCUGGUGCUCUCCAUCGAGGCGCUGCGCUUCGAGGUGACGGAGAUGAUCGAAGCGAAGGAGCAGCUGGAAUUAGACGAGGCGCACGGAUUCAUGGAGAAACUAGAGCAGGAGAUCGCGGCGUUCAAGAGGAGAGAUGCUGAAUACGACACGCUUGCGCGCCUCGAUGAUAAAACCCAGUUCCUGAAGAGCUACGAAGCACUGUGCACGGCGGAGCUGGUGACCUCUCCUGCCGUUCUAGUCAAUCCCGACUUCUCUUUCGAGACGGUGUCGAGAAAACUCACGUACCUGUGUGAGGACUUUAAAGAUCUGCGUCAGAAGACGCUGGAGAAACUGUCCAAAAAAGUGACAAACCUGAAGUUUAUUCCUACCCCUGAACCUAAGAUCAGAGAGCAGUUUUUGGAAUACUCGGGUCCCCUGACUCUCGACCUGAACACGGCUCACAGAAACCUCAGCGUUUCCUCAGAGACCGGAGAGGUGACGUGCAGCAAAACCUCCCUGUCCGUUCCUGACCACCCAGAGAGGUUUGACAGCUAUCACCAGGUCCUGUGCAGGGAGAGCGUGUCCGGCCGGUGUUACUUCGAGGCAGAGUGGAGCGGGAAGGGUCCCGUACACGUCGCAGUGUCCUAUGAGGACAUCGGCAGGAAAGGAAAGAGCAGCCUGUGUGCGUUCGGACACAACGAGCGGUCCUGGAGUCUGGUGUGCUCCGAGGAUGCAUACGCUUUCUGGCACAAUGGACGGGAAACGAAGAUUCCCAAAACGUGGGCCCGCAGGACUGGCGUCUAUGUUGACUUCUCUGCAGGGAUCUUGGCGUUUUACAGCAUCGCGGACUCAAUGCAUCUCAUCUACAGAAUCCGGACUGCGUUCACUCAGCCGCUCUAUCCAGGUUUCAGAUUUAACACCGGGUCCAGUCUGAGACUGUGUUAUCCACUUUAACAGCAUGAGGUUAAUCAGUUCCCGAGCAGUUAGGAGAAGUCAGGCUCCACUGGUUAACAUUAGUGAGCUAAAUUACUUUAGUUAACAAUAUAAGUGCCUCUAAAUCUCAUAUCAAUCUUAAUUUUAAUUCCAUCAUUUGCUAAUAAAAUACUAAAUACAUGUUAAAGAUCUGAGCUAACAUGGACUAACAAUGAACAUCUGUAUUUUUAUAUUUAUAUAUCUGUAUUUUAACACUUAUUGCUAGUUAAUGACCAUCUAAGAUACUAUCAUAGUAACUUUUACACAAGUGACCAACACACUCUCGUGGCAAUUUGUAACUAUUACACAUUUUGGCUAAUUUGCUUUCAUACAGUCUGCUUAUGUCCCACAGAUCGACUGGGUUGAAGGUGAACCUUUUUUAAUCUCAUAUCUGUACAAAUCACAUCACAGAAGAAAAUCAUGCUAAAUUCCCACCACAUAAAAUAAUUAUGUUUUCUCUGCGCAUGUUAAAUUUGGCUAAAUUGUAAAGAACUUUAAUUUAAUGUCCAAUUCUCAUUAUUAACAAACCCUUACAUACAACCUUUUUUCUCAGUAUGCUACUAAUUUGCUGCUUAUUAAUAGUAAGCCAGGUCAUUGUUAAAUUUAGGUAUUAGGUAGACUUAGGGAUGCAGAAUAUAUGCUUUAUCAGUACUAAUAAACAGCCAAUAUGUUAUUAAUAUGUACUCUAAUAAGCAACUAGUUCAUAGUGAGAAUUUGCUCAUGUACUGAAGUAUCACAUAAUUUUUUUAAUAAUUAAAUUUUUGGUAUUUUCACUACUAUA
Puntigrus tetrazona (Sumatra barb) is the source of this 2540-nucleotide messenger RNA. RefSeq names its product finTRIM family, member 85 (gene ftr85). Lineage: Eukaryota; Metazoa; Chordata; Actinopteri; Cypriniformes; Cyprinidae. Gene Ontology annotation, molecular function: protein binding. The record is from RefSeq and is a predicted model, not a curated record.